This is a messenger RNA of Arachis stenosperma, 801 nucleotides long. Its product is annotated as expansin-A18-like. The coding region runs from base 1 to 801 and encodes 266 amino acids. NCBI's taxonomy places the organism in Eukaryota, Viridiplantae, Streptophyta, Magnoliopsida, Fabales, Fabaceae. Gene Ontology annotation, cellular component: extracellular region. The transcript has 3 exons. The record is from RefSeq and is a predicted model, not a curated record. Gene Ontology annotation, biological process: plant-type cell wall organization.
AUGGCUUCAAUUCUUCAAUAUUGUAGCUUUAGUAGCUUUUUGUUGGUUACAUUAACAUGCAUGUUCACAACCAUUGGAAAUGCAGCAUUAGCAACGGGCAUAUUUAGACCUAGUGAUUGGGCUCUUGCACAUGCCACAUUUUAUGGUGAUGAGUCUGCUUCUGCCACCAUGGGAGGAGCUUGUGGGUAUGGAAACUUGUUUUCGAACGGUUAUGGAACAGACACAGCAGCAUUGAGCUCAACGUUGUUCAACAAUGGAUAUGCAUGUGGGACUUGUUAUCAGAUAAAGUGCUACCAAUCGAGUGCAUGUAAUGCCAAUGUGCCCUACACCACUGUAACCGCCACAAAUCUUUGUCCUCCUAAUUGGGCCGAGCCUUCUGAUAAUGGCGGUUGGUGUAACCCACCAAGGGCCCAUUUUGAUAUGUCCAAGCCCGCUUUCAUGAAAAUUGCACAGUGGACUGCUGGCAUUGUCCCUGUUCUCUACCGCAGAGUUGCAUGCGAAAGGAGUGGGGGGCUUCGAUUCGCAAUGCAAGGAAAUGGGUACUGGGUAUUGGUGUAUGUGAUGAAUGUGGGAGGUGGUGGAGACAUAAGCAGCAUGUGGGUCAAAGGAAGCACAACAGGGUGGAUCGCUAUGACCCACAAUUGGGGUGCUUCUUACCAAGCAUUUGCUUCACUCUCUUCUCAACCUCUAUCCUUCAAGAUUACUUCUUUAACUACCAGACAGACCAUCAUUGCUUGGAAUGUUGCUCCUUCUAAUUGGGCCGUUGGACUCACUUAUUCCACCAAUCUCAACUUCCAUUGA